UGUCAAGAGUAAUAUACCUACCACAAGAGGUGAGAAUUUUGUUGUUUCUUUGAAAAUUAACAGUAAAUUUCACGAAACAAAAACCCUCCGUAAAAUACCACGAACCGUUAGUCGAGUAAUAUUCUGAUGUAAAAACUAUCGUAUCGCCCUUGUAUAGACGAAAAGUCGGUAAUGCUAUGUGCAAUACCUGUAAUGUUAAAAAUUCUAAUGAUCAACCAGACGAUCUAUCCUCGUAUCACAGACAAACAACCGCUUCUCUAUCUCCCUUUCUCUUACGAUCAAAGUACGGGUACACUUCUGCUAUUGAUGAUAAAUUUAAUACAUAAUUGUUGAGUUCCGUUGGUUGGAGGUUAAAGAGAAUGAUAUUUUGAUAUUUAACGCAUGCGUUUGUAUAUCGGUUUCAGUUUCCGCGGUGAGUUUUAGUACGAAAAGUGUGGUUAGGUUAGGUAAGAGUGGGCCCAAAAAUAUCCAAAAUUUCUAGAAAUUGCUCGUUUUCACCGUCUUGCAAACAGCACCAACCAGCACCGUUGUUCUAGUUUCCAGCUUUUCACGCACAGAUCACCCAAAAUGUAUCACCAGUGCACCCCAGGACAUAUCAACAUGAUGAAUACAAGUGAUGGAAGAUGACGAUGAUUUCUACGAUACGAUCUCAGUUAAUUCGUCCGUGCCGGGUAGAAAACGUUUCAAAGACUACCUCAGUUUAUCCAGGAAUACCAUUUACCGUUCGAUCAUGGAUUUCGAUGACGGUAACAACGUGGAAAUGGCGAGUCUGGAUCAGAAUAAGGUGCCAAUUAAUAGAGAUGUUAAAACAUACGAACAGUGGAAAAAUAGGAGGUGGAGAAAUUUCUCAAGCCGUGACUUGAGUGUCGACUUCGUCCUAGCCUACGAUGACCAAGGUAAAGAUUCCGAUAUACAGAAACGAGUCAUAUUCGAGCACAGUUUGGAAACUACCGGUCUGAUACUGGAGAGAGAAGAAAAUCAACGGAUACAUUUCGUGAAAAUUCAUGUCCCAAGAGAAGUGUGUAGCAGAUACGCCGAGGUUCUUAAAUUGAGGUUACCAAUUAGAGAUGAAGAACAAUGUCCCAUAACCAAGGAGAACAUUGUAUCACAAACAGCAAAUAAAGUCUUGAAACGAUUUAAUGUGUUAUUAGACCCCAAAAAGUUUCCUGAACAGAAAAACCUUUUAACGGCGGAAUUUAGCAAGGAUAAAAAUUAUUUAUUUAAUAUUGAUGAUCCAGAUUUCUUCAAUAUAUCUGUUAAAAUAACUGUUAUUUCAUACAUAUUAGAGAGAGAAAAAUUCGGAGAAGAAGAUCAAGAUAAGGGUAUCAAAAGACUGAUUACGGAAGGUAUAUACAAAGCUGCGUAUCCUUUGCAUGAUGGUGAUCUCCAUGACAGAACCUCAAAGCGGAAACUCCUUUUAGAUGAAUGGGCAUCAGUGUCAAAAUGCAUUAAAUAUCAACCAAUAGACGAAAUUAAAGAUAUUUCGGCGUAAAAUUGGCCCUCUACUUCACCUGGCUGGGAUUCUAUACUCAUAUGUUGAUUCCGGCUUCGAUAGUCG
Molecule: messenger RNA, 1558 nt
Organism: Psylliodes chrysocephalus
Lineage: Eukaryota; Metazoa; Arthropoda; Insecta; Coleoptera; Chrysomelidae
Source: the annotation of a GenBank genome assembly